Molecule: messenger RNA, 3431 nt
Organism: Cucurbita maxima (winter squash)
Lineage: Eukaryota; Viridiplantae; Streptophyta; Magnoliopsida; Cucurbitales; Cucurbitaceae
Product: leucine-rich repeat receptor-like serine/threonine-protein kinase BAM1
Exons: 2
Coding region: 151-3192 (1013 amino acids)
Biological process (GO): protein phosphorylation
Molecular function (GO): protein kinase activity; protein binding; ATP binding
Source: RefSeq, a predicted model, not a curated record
UGAUUCACUUUAUCGAGGUCCCCCCCCCCGCCCCAAACCCACUUGUUCUUCUCACUGAGCUCUCUCGCUCGUCUUCCUCUUCCUCCCAGUACAAACUCACUCUUUAAUAUUUGCAGAAAUCGCUGAUUCAGAAACGAAUCUGCAACCAAAAUGCGUCUUCUUCCUCUUCUUCUCCUUUGUCUUCUGCAACUUCACAUUCACCAUUGUUGUUCAGCUCGUGUUUCUGAGUAUCGAGCUCUGCUCUCGCUUAGAACCUCCAUUUCUGGUGACCCCAAAUCCUCGCUCUCUUCGUGGAAUGCUUCCACCAGUCACUGUACUUGGUUUGGGGUUACUUGCGAUGUUCGUCGCCAUGUCACUGCCCUUGACCUCUCUGGUCUCGGACUUUCUGGUUCUCUUUCACCUGAUGUUGCCUAUUUGAGGUUUCUAACUAAUCUUUCUCUUGCGUCCAAUGAUUUCUCUGGUCCAAUCCCGCCGGAGAUUUCUUCCAUUUCUUCUCUUCGGUUCCUUAACCUGUCUAAUAAUGUCUUCGAUGGGUCGUUCCCUACGCAGCUUUCGCAGCUUCGGAAUCUGCAGGUUCUUGAUUUGUAUAACAACAAUAUGACUGGGGAUUUCCCCAUUGUCGUUACUGAAAUGAUGACCCUCCGCCAUUUGCAUUUGGGUGGAAAUUUCUUCGCCGGAGCGAUUCCGCCGGAAGUCGGUCGGAUGGAGUCCUUGGAGUACUUUGCGGUUUCUGGUAACGAACUCGGCGGUUCCAUACCGCCGGAAAUCGGGAACUUGACGAAUCUUCGUGAGCUUUACAUUGGCUACUUCAACGCGUACGUCGGCGGGAUUCCGGCUGAGAUUGGGAAUUUGUCGGAGUUGGUACGGUUGGACGCGGCCAACUGUGGACUCUCUGGUCGGAUUCCGCCGGAGCUCGGAAAGCUGAAGAACCUGGAUACGCUGUUUCUUCAAGUAAAUGGUCUAUCUGGGCCAUUGACGCCGGAGAUUGGAGAGUUGAAUGGCUUGAAAUCGUUGGAUUUGUCGAACAAUAUGCUUGUGGGUGAGAUUCCCAGCUCGUUCUCCGAGCUCAAGAACUUGACGCUGUUGAAUCUGUUUAGAAACAAGCUUCAUGGAGCGAUUCCUUCCUUUAUUGGGGACUUGCNAAAGCUGGAGGUGUUGCAGUUAUGGGAGAAUAAUUUCACGGAAGCGAUUCCACAGAACCUGGGCAAGAACGGAAUGCUUCAGAUUUUGGAUCUUUCUUCCAACAAGCUCACCGGAAAUCUUCCUCCCGAUAUGUGCUACGGUAAUCGCCUUCAAACUCUCAUCGCAUUGAGCAAUUUCUUGUUUGGUCCAAUCCCAGAGUCGCUAGGCAAAUGUGUUUCGCUUAAUCGGAUUCGUAUGGGGGAUAAUUUUCUUAAUGGAUCUAUCCCAAAGGGGCUUCUCAGUCUGCCGGACCUCUCUCAGGUCGAGUUACAGGACAAUUACCUCUCCGGCGAGUUCCCUGUAACCGAUUCAAUCUCACUCAAUCUGGGCCAGAUUAGUCUCUCGAACAACCGCCUCUCCGGGUCGAUUCCACCCACCAUCGGCAACUUCUCCGGCGUCCAGAAACUGCUCCUCGACGGAAAUAAAUUCUCCGGUCAAAUCCCACCUGAGAUUGGGCGGUUACAGCAACUUUCAAAGAUUGAUUUCAGUAACAACAAGUUUUCAGGUCCAAUCGCACCGGAGAUUAGCCAAUGCAAGCUGCUAACCUUCGUCGAUCUCAGUCGGAACGAGCUCUCGGGUGAAAUUCCAAACGAGAUUACGAGUAUGAGAAUCUUGAAUUACCUAAAUCUUUCAAAAAACCAUUUAAUCGGUGGAAUCCCAUCUUCCAUAGCCAGUAUGCAGAGUUUGACCUCUGUGGAUUUCUCAUACAACAACCUCUCCGGCUUAGUUCCGGGAAGUGGGCAAUUCAGCUACUUCAAUUACACAUCGUUCCUGGGCAAUCCUGAUCUCUGCGGCCCAUAUUUAGGACCAUGCAAAGAUGGGGUCGCCAAUAGCAAUUACCAACAACAUGUAAAAGGUCCCUUCUCUGCUUCCCUCAAGCUCCUCCUUGUAAUUGGUCUGCUUCUUUGCUCAAUUGCAUUUGCAGUGGCUGCAAUCAUCAAAGCUCGAUCAUUGAAGAGAGCCAGUGAGUCUCGGGCUUGGAAAUUAACAUCCUUCCAACGCCUAGAUUUCACAGUUGAUGAUGUUCUUGAUUGCUUGAAAGAGGACAACAUCAUUGGAAAAGGAGGUGCUGGAAUUGUGUAUAAAGGGGCGAUGCCUAGUGGUGACCACGUCGCCGUCAAAAGACUGCCGGUGAUGAGCCGAGGGUCUUCCCACGACCAUGGAUUCAACGCUGAGAUACAAACUCUUGGGAGGAUUCGACAUAGACACAUUGUUAGGCUAUUGGGAUUUUGUUCAAAUCAUGAGACAAAUCUUUUGAUUUAUGAGUAUAUGCCUAAUGGGAGCUUGGGGGAAGUUCUUCAUGGGAAAAAAGGAGGUCACUUACAAUGGGACACAAGGUAUAAGAUUGCCAUUGAAGCUGCCAAAGGGCUUUGCUAUCUCCAUCAUGAUUGCUCGCCGCUCAUUGUUCAUCGAGAUGUGAAAUCAAAUAACAUACUUCUUGACACUAAUUUCGAAGCUCAUGUUGCUGAUUUUGGCCUGGCCAAGUUCUUGCAGGAUUCCGGCACUUCUGAGUGCAUGUCUGCCAUUGCUGGUUCUUAUGGAUAUAUUGCUCCAGAAUACGCUUACACGCUGAAAGUUGACGAGAAGAGUGACGUGUAUAGCUUUGGAGUUGUGCUCUUGGAGCUUGUUAGCGGAAGAAAACCAGUUGGAGAAUUCGGGGACGGUGUUGACAUAGUCCAAUGGGUUAGAAAAAUGACAGACUCAAACAAGGAAGAGGUAGUGAAAAUCCUUGAUCCAAGGCUCUCCUCCAUCCCUCUCCAUGAAGUGUCACACGUCUUCUACGUUGCAAUGCUGUGCGUCGAAGAACAGGCGGUGGAGCGCCCGACGAUGCGGGAAGUGAUCCAAAUCCUGUCGGAGGUCCCACAGCCACCAUGUUCAAAACCAGGAGACUCAGCACUCCCAAACUCCUCACCACCACCACCAGCAGCGGCAGUAGCAUUGGACCCUCCAACAACAGGAACCACGAACAAAAAGGACCAGCAGCCGCCACCGGAUCUUCUUAGCAUUUGAAGAAGAAGUUAAUUGGGGUUGGUAGUGUGAUUAAAAGUAGAAAAAGUCGAAGCAAGUAGUAAGGUUCAGGGGCUUGGUACUGCAAUGUUGUUUUAUUUGGCUUCCUUUUAAUGCUAUGCUCGUAAUAUGUUCAAAAGGUUUGUUUUUUAGUUUGUUUCAUGUACAGUUGAGCAGUUGGGGGAUAUUUUGGUGUGACAUUGUUGCUUUUUCCUAGACACAAUGUUCAAGCAUUUGCCGCA